AAGUGUCGCAGUUUGGUGUCACGUCCAUGUAUUUGAAGGGAGGUUUAUAACGUUUGUAGUGUCGAUCUGCCUUGUAGUAUAUAUUUUAGUAUAUUAACAUAUUUCCUGUUUAUCUUCCUUCUGUUCCUGAUGUGCUUUUCUGCAUAAACCGGGUACUGUGAUGCUGUCCUACAGAAAGUGAGACGGAAUCACAAAAUUGAUACUUAGUGAUGCUACUACACAUUUGAAAGCAAAUAUCUCCUCCGUCGCCCAGGCGAAGAUGCUGAAGACGGAGGCUUCAGCAGAAAGGACCACCCUGAGGAGUGCCUCUCCGCACAGGAAUGCCUACAGGGCAGAGUUUCAGGCUCUCAAGAAGGCCUUCGACCAGCCGCGACAAGAUGGCGAAACCAAGAACAAAGAUCCAGAGCGAAUCCGGCAGCCACGUGGUCGGCAGUAUGGUGCACACGUCAGCCGAAUCAAGGACAUGUUCAUGCAGAUGGGCACGGAGAACACGGGUUCUGGGAGGCUUCGAGCAAGAGACGAGACAUCUCCACAGAAACUUACCAAACCGACCAAUUUCAUUAACCGGGCAGAUGGCUCAGUAAUCAAACUACAGCAUACUGAGAGAACUGGCAACUCAAAGUUCUCAGAGACAAGGAAGCUCUUUGAGCAGAGCUCCAGAGAUACAUCUCAGUCCCCUGUGUACACAUACGGCAGAGAUAAGAGGGGUUCUCAUGAGCAUUUGGAUGAUUGGCGAGGGGCACGUUCCAACAGGGGCAGCACAGACUCCUUGGACAGUCUUUGCUCACGAGCAGAGGCGUCUUCACCAACAGUCAGCCAGCUCAGUGCUGUGUUUGAGAAUUUAGACCAUCAAGGCUCGGGUUCCACUUUCCGUAGGGGUCGUGCUCUUUAUUCACCAGAUAGCUCACUAAGACACGGAGACGCAAGUGAGGAUGACGCCAGCCUUCGUCAGUCUCCAUCACAAGGUAUGUGCAUGACACGUGUUGGGAACAAGCACGCUCUUCCAGUUUCAUCCUCCUCAGAAGAUCUUCUCAGUCCCAGCCCUUUGUCUGAGCAGGUGCAGGCUACCGAGGAGAAUAAGGUCCAGGAGAGGAUUGUAGCAGAACAUGGGAAUGUAGGAAGCAGUGAGGCUGUAGAUGGUUCUAGAGAGCAGAUGCGGAGUGAAGAUGCUUCUGGAGAUUGCACAAACUCUGCUCAAGUUAAUGACACGUCAGUGUAUAACAAACCACAAAAGGAUACACCUGACUCAGUUGACAGCAAGGUUCAAAAGGAUAUAGAUGAGCCUAAAGAUGAUUCUAGCUGGAUAGCAUCUUAUCCUCCUGAAGAGCCCAAUGAGGAAUACUGUGGCAAUGAGAGGGUUAUUUACAAUGCUGACGGAGAUGCUUGCUACCAGGGCUGGGGAGAGAGCUGCACCGAUGUGGAGGAUGAUUUGUAUGGGGAUGAUGAUGUUAACUAUGAUCCUGGAUCAGAGAUUACCGAGAUCCCUGGCCUGCCUGAGGAGGAAAAAGAAGAUAUACCUCCAAAACGGAAAAUUCGAUUCAGCACUGCUGUGAUAACGGUCUUUAAUACCUACUCAAACGAGGAUUACGAUCGCAGGAAUGAGGAGGUGGAUCCAGUGGCAUCUUCGGCAGAGUAUGAACUGGAGAAGAGAGUCGAGAAACUGGAACUUUUCCCAGUGGAGCUGGAAAAGGAUGACGAUGGUUUGGGGAUCAGCAUUAUUGGCAUGGGAGUAGGUGCAGACGCAGGCUUGGAGAAGCUGGGCAUCUUUGUCAAGACUGUCAUUGAAGGUGGAGCUGCAGAAAGAGAUGGAAGGAUUAAGGUGAACGAUCAGAUUGUGGAAGUCGACAGCACCAGUCUGGUGGGUGUGACGCAGAGCUUCGCUGCCUCUGUGUUGAGGAACACUCAAGGAGUGGUCAGGUUUGUGAUAGGCCGGGAGCGUCCAGGGCAAGAGAGUGAGGUAGCUCAGCUGAUCAGUCAGACUCUGGAGCAGGAGAGGCGUCAGAGAGAGAUGAUGGAGCAGCAGUAUGCACAGUAUGAUGCUGAUGACGACGAGACGGGAGAGUAUGCCACUGAUGAGGACGAGAACGUCGGACCUGGCAGAACUGAGAAGGACGUAACCAUUGAGGUUUUUGACUUGCCUGAAAACGAAGACCUCAUUUCACCAUCAGAGCUGGACGCCACCAAACUAUACCAGAAAUUCAGAGAGCUACAAAUCAAACACACUGUCACUGAGGCUGAGAUCCAGAAACUCAAGAGCAAGCUGGCAUCAGUGGAGAAAGAGAAGGCCCGCUGGGAGCGAGAGAGAAGCCAACUGAAGCAGAGCAUUGAGGAUAAUAAGGAAAGGAUGUUAAAGCUGGAAAGCUACUGGAUCGAGGCUCAGACUCUCUGCCACACUGUCAACGAGCACUUAAAAGAGGCUCAGAACCAGUACCAAACCCUGGAGAAGAAAUACAACAAAGCCAAGAAACUGAUCAAGGAUUUCCAGCAGAAGGAGGUGGAGUUUGCCCAGAGGGAAGAGGCAGAGAAGAAGAGACUUGAGGACGUGGAAAAGGCUCAUUUAGAUGAGAUCCAUGGGCUGCAAGUGAGGAUUACAGCACUAGAGUCAGAGCUGAUGCAGCUGAUGAAACAAAAUGGCAUUCAGGUAAACAACAACAACAACAAUGGUGUGAGCAGCUGCCCACAGCUGAGCGAGAGAGGUGCUGUGCUGCAGUUUCCUGAGAGAUGCCUCGCUACAGGAGGGUCAGACGAGCGUGUAGGCAGCGGCCUGGUGAAGGGUCAGACGCAGAUGAUUGGAGCCUUCAGCAGUGUACAAGACAGCAGCAGUUCUACUGUUGGCGUGGACGUCCUCCAGCGGAGGAGUUCUCACAUCCUUCCCACUGCCAUACGUGAGUCCAUGGCCCCCAGGGUGCCAGAGAGUGAUGGUCCUCUAGAUGUGUCAAGCCUAUCCCAAGGUCAUGAUGAAAAAUGCAGGAAGAAGCAUGUGGACCUGGGCUCCACAGACCCAUCAGUAGAGAAACCAAGCAAGGAGAAACGCACAAGCAAGGCUUCUACUGUAAUGGAUGACAUCAGCAUGAGCAGCUCCAGCUCAGGAGAGUUGUGCGAUUUGUUCGCCGAGCCCAAGAUGACAGGCCACUCACACACGCUAGAGCUCUCAUCAGAUGAGGAUGUAGGGCAGCGGUUGAAGCAGCACCAGUGGCAGAACCGCAGUGUGCAGGACUGGUCGUGUCAGCAGGUGUGUCUCUGGCUCAUGGGCCUGAACCUGGAGCAGUACAUCCCUCAGUUCACUGCCAAGAACGUGGAUGGAGAGCAGCUCCUGCUACUCGACAGUGAUGCACUCAAAGAUCUAGGUGUAGCCUCUUCUCAGGACCGCGCUGUGUUUAAGAAGAAGCUGAAGGAUCUGAGAGUGCUGAUGGAGAAGGCCUGCAGGAAACACGAGAAACUGCAGAAGCAGAAACAGAAAGAACUGGAGCGAGCACAGAACGAGUGUCACAAAAACAGCAAGACCUCUGAGCCAAGAGUACUGCAGAGUGGCAACAUUCAGUCACGAAAAUAACUUCUAAGAGAUGAGUCUUGUAUUUUAUGGUACUCUAGUCUGGGCUCCAUUUAGCAGACAUCAGACAUCUCACUGGAAAAUGCACUGCUAAUGAACUGCCACUGGAGAACAUAAACCAAACCAUCCUGAAUAACUGAUUCUUUUAACUGUAUUUAAAAUUUUCUUUUCAACGGGUUUAAACUGCUUGCUCAUCUAAAAUUAUUUAUUUUCAUUUUAGCUUGAAAUGUAUUAACAAUAAUUCUGGCAUUUCAAGGACCUUUAAACAUUACAAAUUUGCAUAUAUAUAUAUAUUUCAUGUGCCAUUUUCUAUUGAGACCAAGAUGUGUGGUUUAAUCUGUGUAAAAAAAUCUCAUGGCUUAAAGCACAGGUGAUGGAGAUGCAGUGCUGCUCUCAUACUGUCCAAAAGCUCGAGUGCUGCUCACUGGAAAUAAUGAAAUCUUACUGUGAAAAGAGAGCCAUUCCAAGUAUUCCAAGAAAUAUCCCAGACCUGGCACUAAAUCCAUCAUACUUUGUGGAUACUGUAUACCUGUAGCUGUAUUAACACUUCAGUCUGCUGUUUAGUGUCCUGUAUCCCUCAGUGACAGAAAAACGCAAGUCUGCUGUUCAGAGCCUAGUGCAAGAAAAGAAACAGCGAGGAAUAAUAAAGUGGACGCCUGAACAUGUGACUGUGCAGCCACACUGGAAAAGCCGAUACCGAAAACGCACUCCAAAGAAGACAGAACGGAUCGCCGAGAUGUCCUGCUGCUUCUUCUUCCUCACCGCUACCUGCUUUUAGUCGUUAUUUGACUGCAUUUGACUCAAGUGCUGCCUUCUGAACUACCGCUGUAUAGAUUUUGUAUAGAAUAGCCGCUCUGAGUGUGUGAAACCCCCUGACUACGGUAGUCUCAACAUCUGAAUGGUGUUCAGUAGCUAACAAACCUGCACUUAAAGCAGACUUAUUCAAAUGUAUUAUUUAAUGCAUAUUAUAUAAAUGUUAUUUUAUUUCCCCGGACAGUGGGAUGAGAUUCGUUUUGUCCAUCAGACUGCUGUGUUCAUGCUUAGCUCAGCACCAUAUCAUGGGGAAAAAAAGUAUUCCAAAAUACUUUUAAUUCAAUAUAUAUAAUACUAGCAAGUAUUGAUCCUAAUCCAUGACUCUAUUGUGAUUUUUUUUAAUGUACAUUCAAUACAUGAGAUAUUUCUAUCAGAUAUCCUGUCGCUUAUUUAAUAUUCAGCUGUAGUUUAGUAGCUCUUCAUUCGCUUUGUUGUUUUUACUGAUGCAAUUCUACAUGUUUGUGUUCAUAUUUCUACAUCUUCGUGUUUCCCUUCUGUAAUCAGUUCCAUGUUUACAUUUGAAAAUUGUGAUGAUUUCAAUAGAAACACAAAUGCAGCGCUGCAGGGUAUCAGGCUGCGCUGAAUCAUUGUGUGAAUCCUAAAAGUUCUCACAAGGUAUGUUGGUCUUUGCUCCACAUAUGCUUGUAUUUCCUGUCAUUUAGCUACAGUGUGUUAGAAACUUUUUUCUUAUAAGGAGUUUGUUUGAAUUAUUUAUUUUUCAAAUCUUAAAAAAUAUUGAAAAAAAAAGCACCUGAUGUAAUUUAUCAACAAAAUAUUAUAUAGUCAUAUUUAUGCCAAAAAUCUUUCUGAAGUGAUCUGUCUAUCCCUGUGAUCAAUUAGUUUCUAUCCUUUAUGUCGAUCCACCGUAAAUGUUUAAAAAUCAGACUGCUGCUUUCAGAUUUCUGUCAGUCAGCAACAUGCCAUGACUUUUAUAUAUAUGACAGUUAAAAGCAAUAUGGGAACUUCAGCUUUUAAGAGAUGUUGUCUCUUUGCUAUGGGAUGCCUAUAUGAAUGUGUGUAUGCACAGGAUAAUCAUGGGUGAUGCUGGCGGUCAUGACUCAUAAUCAUUAUUAGACUAACACACACAUUGCUGAAACUGUGUGCACCUUCUCCAAACGAGUGCUCCAUCAGUCUUCAGAUGCACAAACAAGGCAGCUGUUCAUCAGUUUGUAGAAACGGUUUCUGCCCCGUUUAUUCGCUUCUGUGCUUUCUGCAAAGUUUCUUGUUUUCCUAAAUAGUCAAGGCGUUAGCUCCUUCCACUGCAGAUCAAAUGCAAAGCCCUGAAAUUACAGAGCUGCUCCUUUUUCCACCGUUCUGUUAACUCACAGCUGCAUGAAGGACCCAAGGUGCCAUGUGUCCCUUAGUUCCAGGACCGUCAUAUUUUCCAUGUUUUUAUUUUUGAGAGGUUAAAGUUGUCACUUAUGUUGACUUGUAAAUACACCUCCAAAUGACACAACCAUUCCCCGAAAUACAACCAAGGUUCAUUCCAA
Tachysurus fulvidraco (yellow catfish) is the source of this 5853-nucleotide messenger RNA. RefSeq names its product protein phosphatase 1, regulatory subunit 9A (gene ppp1r9a). The record is from RefSeq and is a predicted model, not a curated record. Gene Ontology annotation, biological process: neuron projection development; calcium-mediated signaling; actin filament organization. Lineage: Eukaryota; Metazoa; Chordata; Actinopteri; Siluriformes; Bagridae. Gene Ontology annotation, cellular component: postsynaptic density; dendrite; cytoplasm. Gene Ontology annotation, molecular function: actin filament binding.